AAAAUAAUCCGAGAUGUCUUAAUUACUUCGACCAUGAAGAUAUUUAUAGCUUUCGCUGCAUUUAUAUCAUUAUCUCUCGCUAUUUCCUCAACCCCUGGUGACAACAGUCACUAUGUGGAGGGAGUGAGUCGCUACAUCUGGAUGCCUGAUGGUGAUGGAGUGCCGCACCUGGUCGAUCUUCAUGCACCAAUAGACCGUCAAGUGAGCAGAAACGGCGCUGACAAUCAGUACUGGCUAUAUACAAGGCGUAAUCCUACGAACCAUCAAGUAUUGAGACAUAAUGAUGUUAAUUCCGUACGCAAUUCAAACUUUAAUCCAAGCAGACCAAUCAAGGUAUUAGUGCACGGAUGGAAUAGUAAAGGAUCUUCAAGGAUGAACCCACAAAUCAGGGACGCGUUACUACAUGUGGGAGAUUUUAAUGUGAUAGUAGUGGAUUGGCGUAGAGCUGCCAUGGGAACAUAUACAACCUCAGUCUGGUCCGUUCCUGGUAUAGGACAGCAUCUUGGAUGGUUUUUACAGUUCCUUUUUAACAAUUUCGGUGGUAAUUGGAACAACCUUCAUUUGAUUGGGUUCAGUUUGGGCGCACACGUUAUUGGUAAUGCUGGACGUACUAUUGGUGGCCGAGCGGGGCGUCUCACUGGUCUUGACCCGGCGGGUCCUCAGUGGGGUCGCAAUAGCAACGCCAUCAACCGAAACGAUGGCGUUUACGUAGAGAACAUCCACACAGACGGAGGUUUGCUGGGUAUAUUUGACCCAGUUGGGGAUGUUGACUUCUAUCCAAAUGGAGGAAGGAAUCGUCAGCCUGGAUGUAUGCUCAGUACCUGUUCACAUAGCCGAGGCUAUGAACUAUUUGCUGCUAGUGUUAGAUACAAUCAUUUCAAUGGCAGACAAUGUGCAAAUCUUAAUGAUGCCCGCAAUAGCCGUUGUACUGGUGCCAGCCAUCGAAUGGGAAAUGCUGUUAUUGGUAAAAGAGGGACUGGAUUGUUUGGUGUUACUACUGGUUCUAACUGGCCAUUCUAAGAUAUUCAAUACGGUGAGCCAGAAACGCAGUACAAAUAAUUAAAACGGCGAUAUUUUUAAGACAAGCAAUGAAGCUUAAUUCCAGUUAUAUAAUAGUAUGUAUGCAACACAGAACAACAAAAUGUAACCGUAUAUACACAGAUUAUCUUUGAAAAUGUUCUUGAAAUAAGCGAUUUAUGCAAUAAAUUUUUUUAUGAGUAUAUAA
Molecule: messenger RNA, 1225 nt
Organism: Leptidea sinapis
Lineage: Eukaryota; Metazoa; Arthropoda; Insecta; Lepidoptera; Pieridae
Product: pancreatic lipase-related protein 2-like
Exons: 5
Coding region: 34-1020 (328 amino acids)
Biological process (GO): lipid metabolic process
Molecular function (GO): triacylglycerol lipase activity
Source: RefSeq, a predicted model, not a curated record